Molecule: messenger RNA, 1701 nt
Organism: Elephantulus edwardii (Cape elephant shrew)
Lineage: Eukaryota; Metazoa; Chordata; Mammalia; Macroscelidea; Macroscelididae
Gene: FLVCR2
Product: feline leukemia virus subgroup C cellular receptor family, member 2
Exons: 10
Coding region: 1-1701 (566 amino acids)
Biological process (GO): heme export; transmembrane transport
Cellular component (GO): membrane
Molecular function (GO): heme binding; heme transmembrane transporter activity
Source: RefSeq, a predicted model, not a curated record
AUGAAUGAAGAUCGUAAGCCGGAGGAGGGCGCCGAUGGCGUCCAGGCGCCUGAGUACGCGCUCCAUGUGGAUUCCAGCGCCUUCCAGACGGACCCCAGCGCGCUCCAGGCGGACCCCAGUGCCCCGGCCCCUCCCAGCGUGGCGGUCGACCUGAGCAAGUCCAUCGACAUCAGCAAGUCCAUCCACCCCAGCGCCUCCACCCACCGCAGCGUGUCCAUCCACCCCAGCGCGUCCAUCCACCCCAGCGUGUCUAUCUAUCCCAGCGUCUCAGCCAACCCCAGCGCCUUGGCCCGCCCCAGUGCCCUAUCCCAACCCAGCGGCUCUGGGCCAGAGGCGGAGGAACUUAGCGUGAUCCAGGUGAGCAAGCGCCGGUGGGUCGUGGUCCUGGUGUUCAGCUGCUACUCAUUGUGCAACGCCUUCCAGUGGAUUGAGUAUGGUUCCAUCAAUAACAUCUUCAUGCGCUUCUACGGCGUCAGUUCGUUCGCCAUCGACUGGCUAUCCAUGUGUUACAUGCUGACCUACAUCCCCCUGCUUCUGCCGGUCGCCUGGCUGCUGGAGAAGUUUGGCCUGCGCGCCAUCGCCCUCACUGGUUCCUUCCUCAACUGCCUGGGUGCUUGGGUGAAGCUGAGUAGCCUGAAGCCGCAUCUCUUUCCGGUCACCAUGCUGGGCCAGGUCAUCUGCUCGGUGGCCCAAGUCUUCAUCCUGGGCAUGCCCUCCCGCAUCGCUUCUGUCUGGUUCGGGGCUAAUGAGGUCUCCACGGCCUGCUCCUUGGCUGUCUUUGGCAAUCAGCUUGGAAUUGCAAUUGGAUUCUUGCUCCCUCCUGUUUUGGUUCCCAACAUUGAAGACCAGGACAAGCUUGCCUACCACAUCAGCAUCAUGUUCUACAUCAUUGGAGGGGUGGCCACUCUGCUUUUCAUCCUUGUCAUCAUUGUAUUCAAGGAGAAGCCAAAAUAUCCCCCCAGCAGAGCCCAGUCCCUGAGCUAUGCCUUGCAAUCCACCGAUGCUUCCUACUUAAGUUCCAUCAUCCGGCUCUUCAAAAACCUCAACUUUGUGCUGCUUGUCAUCACCUACGGUCUGAAUGCUGGCGCUUUUUAUGCCUUGUCCACUCUGCUGAAUCGUGUGGUGCUCUUUCACUACCCGGGGGAAGAAGUCAAUGCUGGGAGGAUUGGCCUGACCAUCGUUCUCGCGGGCAUGCUCGGGGCUAUGAUCUCAGGCAUCUGGCUGGAUCGAUCCAAAACCUACAAGGAGACAACACUGAUAGUCUAUUUUAUGACUCUGGUGGGCAUGGUGGUGUACACCUUGACCUUGCACCUGGGACACCUGUGGAUAGUGUUCAUCACAGCUGGCACAUUGGGUUUCUUUAUGACUGGCUAUCUCCCGCUGGGAUUUGAGUUUGCUGUGGAGCUGACGUAUCCAGAAUCAGAAGGCAUGUCCUCUGGCCUCCUCAAUGUGUCUGCACAGGUAUUUGGUAUUAUCUUUACCAUCUCCCAGGGCCAGAUUAUAAACAAGUAUGGGACCAUGGCUGGGAACAUCUUCCUCUGCGUGUUCCUUUUGCUCGGAGCGGCUAUCACUGCAUUCAUCAGGGCAGAUCUCCGGAGGCAGAAAGCAAACAAAGAAACUCCUGAUGUUAAACCCCAGGAGGAGGAGGAAGAGAGCAAUAUCAGCAAAGUACCAGCCCCCGUGUCGGAGGAGCACUUCUGA